Molecule: messenger RNA, 1056 nt
Organism: Parnassius apollo (apollo)
Lineage: Eukaryota; Metazoa; Arthropoda; Insecta; Lepidoptera; Papilionidae
Source: the annotation of a GenBank genome assembly
AUGGCAAACUUCUUUCUUUUAAACCAUGCUACUGGCGACAGGGAUAUCGUAGAGUACAGCGUUUGGCAAUUGACAGUCCCAGAAAGGAAUAAUGCAGCGACAUUUAUCCAGUACACAACGGUCAGGCCGUUUACGUUCAUGGGUUCAACAUUCAAGUGCUUUUACUGCAUGCAGUACCAUUCGGAAGUAGCCAGUUUACUUGAACAUACUUCGACUCAUCAACUCGACGAUAGAAACAUAAUUCUGAACAAAUACAUUCCGAGAGGCAAACGAAUGAUUUUGGUCGAUAUAUCGAUUCUAAAAUGUCGAAUAUGUGGGCAACUCUAUUCCGAUCUGAGCGCGGUCAGACAACAUUUGGAAUUGGAACACGGCAAGGAAUUCUCUCCCGCCAGCAACGGAAUGACAGAAUACAAGAUGGAGAUUAAUGAUGGACUGUUUACAUGCCAUAUUUGCGGAAAUACCUAUCACAAUUUUUCACUCUUGAACACGCAUAUGAAUUGUCAUGUUGGUAAAGUAGUAUGCGAGAGUUGUGGAGCUGGUUUCUUGAAUCAGCACCUCUUGUUGAAACACAAGGAAUCGCACAUGUCAAAACGCUUUAAUUGCAAAUACUGCGACAGAGUCUUCUUCAAAAAAAGCCAAUUGAAAUACCACACCGAGAUCGUACACAAAGGCAAGGACAGGGUAAAACUUAAAAAAUGCCAACACUGUACCCAAACAUUUAAGGAGCACUAUAGCAAAAUGAUGCAUCUAAAAGAGGUGCACGGUAUUAUGAAAUCAUUUCUAUGUCAUAUUUGUAAAGUUGACUUUGGCACACGGCGCGCUCUGACCGAGCAUACGACUAAGUACCACACGGAAAAGUUCAAAUGCGAAGUGUGCUCUAAGUGUUUCGGUAUUGAGUCCAAAUUGAAACAGCACAUGCGGGGGCAUAUUGGAGAGAGGAAUUUUAUGUGUCCAAUAUGUAAGAAUGCAUACAUGCACAAAAUUUCACUGAAGAAGCACAUGCGCAACCAUGACACGGUAGACAAAAUAGUUUGGUCUGUUGUUCCCGAUAUGUGA